Mycetomoellerius zeteki is the source of this 1355-nucleotide messenger RNA. RefSeq lists its product as uncharacterized. The coding region runs from base 221 to 1096 and encodes 291 amino acids. NCBI's taxonomy places the organism in Eukaryota, Metazoa, Arthropoda, Insecta, Hymenoptera, Formicidae. The record is from RefSeq and is a predicted model, not a curated record. The transcript is spliced from 4 exons.
GUGCGACGAUUCACCUCGAUCGAGUACGCACAAGUUUUCCGGCUACGACGUACGUCCGUCGCGAGACAACCGCGUGCGCAAUUUCAAGAGCGAUGCACAGGUCAAUUUAUUUGACUCUUUGAUUAUCGUGGACAGUUGCAUAUAUAUCCGCGUGUCGGAGCGGUUCGCAACGGAAAAUCUCUUUCUUUCGUAUGCAAAAACUCCAUAAAAGCGAUUCGGUAUGAAUUUAUCACGGAGAUCGCGAGCAACGCGGCUCACUGUAUUAAUCUCACUGAUCAUUAUCAACACACGAUUAUGCGUCGCUGAAUCGAGCGGCGAAUACCUUCAGAAGGCAAUGAUCGAGCUCCAAGAAUUAAAUAUGCCGUCUAAUAGUCUAACGAUGUACGAUCGAUUGUCGUCGAUGAACCUAGGCUAUCAGCAGGGCUAUCAUGAUCACAAUAAGCAUCGCAAGGUCGGUAUCAACAAUGUCCAUCAAGGCGUGCAGAAGGCGAUUGCGGAUGUUCCUGUCGAAUCCACGGGCAACAUUAUACGGCAGUAUUACGCGGUACGCGACUCCACCGCUAUGACUAGUCACCCGAAGGUGAAACAACCGGAGCCGCUAGCGUUUACACGAGCGGAAUUGGCCGCGUUAUACAAAAAGGCCUUGGAAAAAGGGUCAGCGAUCAACGUAGCGUCGUUGAUGGAUGCUCUCAAUGCCGCGGGCGGCAACGGCAACGGCAACACGCCGUCCGAGGCCGGUCAUCCGCAGCUACCGGUUAAAUCGAUGUACAACUAUUACUUCUUCCCGCUAAAAAGUUUCGCGUCUGAGCUGCAGAGAGAUCAUCACCAAGCUGCGAUCAUUCCAAUGUACGCAGCUACGGAAACCACAGAGAGCACUCAGAAGCAGCUUAUGAAUCCACUCUUCGUGGCGAUCGGCACAUUCAUUAGCAUGGCACUUCUAUUUAUGAUGGGUGUAUUAUUUUUACCGAAACUGCCGCACUUAGAACUUUUCAACGCGCGAUUAGCCGACAACGAUGACUUUUUGCGUUUGACAACAUUUGUAAUGAAUGCCAUAGACAAACGUAAUCACUGGCAGAACUUCAACACAACUAGCUGAGAGCACGUAUAUAAAGUAAAAAAUGUACUGUAUUCUUACAUUAGAUGAGAUUGAAAAUACUAUCGAAUGUAUGUUCUGUAUAAAGUGUUUGAAUCGCGAUCGAUAAAGGAAAAGAAUUGCAAAAGAAAUAUUUACUGUAUAAUAGGGAUUUACUGUAUAAACGGUUAUUUUUCAUUAAUGCCGCGGUUACAACAGUUAACUGUUUACUUCAAAAUAACCGGUUAUUUAAAAUAGCAAAGCCUGUGGAGACAGAUUUAGA